Tetrahymena thermophila SB210 is the source of this 504-nucleotide messenger RNA. RefSeq lists its product as hypothetical. The transcript has a single exon. NCBI's taxonomy places the organism in Eukaryota, Ciliophora, Oligohymenophorea, Hymenostomatida, Tetrahymenidae. The record is from RefSeq and is a predicted model, not a curated record.
UUAAUUAUAGAAUUGUAUUAAUAUCUUGAUAUUGAAUAGAUUAAAAAAGCAACAAGAGCUAUUGAGAAGCUCAUUAGAUAAAAGAGUUCUGUGCUCUUGAAUGGAGUAUAGUUGAAAAAAAUUGUUAAAAUGGUGUGGCUAACCCAAAAAAAAGAUGUUCCCAUAAUGUAGAAAAUCGAAAUUAUUUAAUCUCUGUAUGGGUAAUUUAAGAAAAUAUCAAGAAUCAUAGAAAUACCCAUACACUAAGCUAUUAUAUAUUUAAAGUAGGAAGGCAACACCUCUCCUAAGUAGUAAAUCAUUUGCAAUAAGAAAAAGGAAAAGAUAAUUGGGAUUAGAAGAUAAGCAAAUCUCCUCUUUAAAAGGUUACUCUCGCAAAACUCAUAGUUUCUAAAGAAAAAACUUAUCAAUAUAUUAGUAGUUACUGAUAAAACUACUGCAAGACCUCCUAAAAUAUUCCAUAUUUAUGGUUUAUCACUGCAGUUUCCUUAAUUUCUAUAUGCUUGA